AUGGCUCCAUCCGCUAAGGCAAACGCUGCUAGAAAGUCUGUUGUCAGAGGUGCUAAUUCAAAGAAGGUGUUGAAGGUAAGAACUUCUCCUACUUUCAGAAGACCAAAGACUUUGAGAUUGCCAAGAACCCCAAAGUACGCUUCUAAGUCUGUUCCUCACUAUGAAAGACUAGACUCUUACAAGACCAUUGAACACCCAAUCACUUCCGAAACCGCUAUGAAGAAGGUUGAAGAUGGUAACACUUUGGUUUUCCAAGUCUCUUUGAAGGCUAACAAGUACCACAUCAAGAAGGCCGUUAAGGAACUUUACGACGUGGACGUUCAAUCCGUUAACACUUUGGUGACCACCAACGGUACUAAGAAGGCUUACAUCAGAUUGACCGCCGACUACGACGCCUUGGACAUCGCCAACAGAAUCGGUUACAUCUAA
Zygosaccharomyces rouxii is the source of this 429-nucleotide messenger RNA. It is a transcript of the gene RPL25, whose product is annotated as 60S ribosomal protein uL23. Gene Ontology annotation, cellular component: cytosolic large ribosomal subunit; ribosome. The transcript has a single exon. Gene Ontology annotation, biological process: ribosomal large subunit assembly; translation. The coding region runs from base 1 to 429 and encodes 142 amino acids. The record is from RefSeq and is a predicted model, not a curated record. Gene Ontology annotation, molecular function: structural constituent of ribosome; rRNA binding. NCBI's taxonomy places the organism in Eukaryota, Fungi, Ascomycota, Saccharomycetes, Saccharomycetales, Saccharomycetaceae.